This is a messenger RNA of Mytilus californianus (California mussel), 1647 nucleotides long. RefSeq names its product fibropellin-1-like. The transcript has 12 exons. The record is from RefSeq and is a predicted model, not a curated record. Gene Ontology annotation, molecular function: calcium ion binding. NCBI's taxonomy places the organism in Eukaryota, Metazoa, Mollusca, Bivalvia, Mytilida, Mytilidae. The coding region runs from base 1 to 1377 and encodes 458 amino acids.
AUGACUACGCAGUCCAUCAUCGUAGUGGUUAUUCUUUUUGCUGUGUGCAGUGGUAGAACAAUACAGCAGAGAGAAAAUGGGUUCUCUUUUACUGGUAACAAAUGUGUGAGCUGUGCAAAUGUUACAGGUUUAAGGAAAGAGUUGUCAAAGAUGGCUACACUAAUAGAAAAGAUUGAAAAGACAUGCAAAGUUAGAGAGAUCAAUGAGUGUGAAGCCAAGCCAUGUAAGCAUGGAGGGACCUGUAAAGACCAAGUCAAUGGAUACAAAUGUUCAUGUUUACCAGGAUAUGCUGGAUCGAACUGUGAAAUAGAGAUUGAUGAGUGUGCAGCCAAGCCAUGUCAGCAUGGAGGGACAUGUAAAGACCAAGUCAAUGGAUACAAAUGUUCGUGUUUACCAGGAUAUGCUGGACCAAACUGUGAAACGGAUGUCAAUGAGUGUGCAGCCAAGCCAUGUCAGCAUGGAGGGACAUGUAAAGACCAAGUCAAUGGAUACAAAUGUUCAUGUUUACCAGGACAUGCUGGAUCGAACUGUGAAAUAGAUAUUAAUGAGUGUGUAGCCAAGCCAUGUCAGCAUGGAGGGACAUGUAAAGACCAAGUCAAUGGAUACAAAUGUUCAUGUUUACCAGGAUAUGCUGGACCAAACUGUGAGACGAAUGUCAAUGAGUGUGCAGCCAAGCCAUGUCAGCAUGGAGGGACCUGUAAAGACCAAGUCAAUGAAUACAAAUGUUCAUGUUUACCAGGAUAUGCUGGAUCGAACUGUGAAAUAGAUGUCAAUGAGUGUGCAGCCAAGCCAUGUCAGCAUGGAGGGACCUGUAAAGACCAAGUCAAUGGAUACAAAUGUUCAUGUUUACCAGGAUAUGCUGGAUCAAACUGUGAAACAGAUAUUAAUGAGUGUGUAGCUAAGCCAUGUCAGCAUGGAGGGACAUGUAAAGACCAAGUCAAUGGAUACAAAUGUUCAUGUUUACCAGGAUAUGCUGGAUCAAACUGUGAAACAGCAACGCAGUGUCCUUAUAAUUGGAAACUAUACAAUGGCCAUUGCUACUUUUUUGCAAUACAGAAGUCGACAUGGUACGAAGCUAAGAGUCAAUGUUCACAGGCAGGUAGUUAUUUAGCUGUAGUUGAUAACAGAUAUGAAGAUAUGUGGCUGCAGAGUAACUUAAAGGACGGUGCCUGGAUCGAUGCAACUGACUAUGGGCAUGAAGGACGGUGGAUAAGUUCUUAUUAUGGUAGAAACUUACCAUACACGCGCUGGAGAGGUGGAGAACCUAACAAUUCUAAUGGUGGUGAAGACUGUGCAUACAUGAAUGCUGAUGGAUGGAACGAUUGUCCUUGCAACGAACAUAACAUACCACAAUAUAUCUGUGAAAAAAUCCUCUAAACACAGUUGUUCGAGGAAUUUUACAAUGGCAUAAAAAUAUUUAAGCUGCUUUUCUAUCUUUUGACAUUUGAUACUUUAAUAUAAAUGAAAUAUAUGUAUUUAUUUAGUUGAUUAUAUUCUAAACAUAAAAUAUGAAUGUUUAGGAAAGCAUGUACAAAUAAAUACAUGAGAUGGGAUAAUACCAAAAUGCUACAACUGUCAAUUGCAAGGAUCAACGUCAAUGACAAGGAUAUAAAAUCCUCCAGGUUAGCGUAUGGACGUCAACAAUGA